This is a messenger RNA of Ambispora leptoticha, 482 nucleotides long. Lineage: Eukaryota; Fungi; Glomeromycota; Glomeromycetes; Archaeosporales; Ambisporaceae. The record is from the annotation of a GenBank genome assembly.
UUUGUUAGCAUAGAUUCAAGUGGGCUUAAAGUGAAUUAUACGGAUCCUAGUGAUCAUAAAGCUGUUGUAAUUCGAGCCAAUAAUCCAAUUCCUUCACAAUGCGGAUUAUUUUACUUUGAAAUUGAAAUUAUAAAUGAAGGAAAAAAUGGAAUGAUUGGAGUAGGAUACUGUACAAAACAAAGUAAUAUAAACGAUUUCAUACUUGGAAUUGCAAGUUAUUUACCUAAUAAUUUAGAUGAUUUAAAAAAUAAUUUGUAUCCUUGCAUUGGACUAAGAUCACAAGACGCGUCUGUAGAGGCGAAUUUUGGAUGUAAAAAGUCAAUGACUAAUGAUUUUAUUGGUAAAGAAUUAUGGGAAGCAUGCUGGAUCAAUUCUAAAACCUUUGACCAAUACGUAGACGAAUUAAAAAAUAAACCAAAUGAUACAUUUGCACUAAUUUCUCGAGGAAAAGCUUACUUAAUUAUAGGCAAAUACAAAGAAGC